AUGAAGCGCACCUUGCCCACGGAGCUGUUCUACUACGGGGACGGGCUCCGGCUGUGGCAAGAGGUCUGCUGGUUGCCAGACUACCACCAGACCCGCGAUGAGAUAUCUCUCCUGGAUGAGUACGGCGCGGUCAUUGCGCAGUACAUCCCGGCGGGAUGCACAAUUGUGGAUAUGGGGUCUGGAGAUAUCCGCAAACCUUCCGUCCUCCUGAUGCAUCUCGACCGCCUCAAAAUCCCAGUGUCCUACUACGCCCUCGACCUGAGCUACGAAGCCCUAUCGAGCAGCAUGUCCUUCCUCUCGCACCAGUCCUACACGCACAUCACCUUUUACGGCCUCUGGGGCACAUUCGAGGACGCCCGUCUAUGGCUACGCGCAAUCCCCACCCCGAAAUGCAUCCUCUCCCUCGGCUCCAUGUUCGGCAACGACGAGCUCCCCCUCGCCGUCGCGCACAUGGCGCCCUGGCGCGAGGUCCUCAGCCCCACAACAGACUUGAUGCUCGUCGGCGUGGACGCACGAGGCGCGGAGUCUCCACGUGGAGCUGAAGCGCAUGUACCAUGA
Molecule: messenger RNA, 558 nt
Organism: Aspergillus calidoustus
Lineage: Eukaryota; Fungi; Ascomycota; Eurotiomycetes; Eurotiales; Aspergillaceae
Source: the annotation of a GenBank genome assembly